Rana temporaria (common frog) is the source of this 947-nucleotide messenger RNA. RefSeq names its product exocyst complex component 1-like. Lineage: Eukaryota; Metazoa; Chordata; Amphibia; Anura; Ranidae. The record is from RefSeq and is a predicted model, not a curated record. The transcript has 3 exons. The coding region runs from base 67 to 579 and encodes 170 amino acids.
UGGCUACAUAAGCAUAGGCUUAGCCUAUACACCAAUCUUUGUUAUUCUCAGUCCUGCAUCAGCACUAUGGUGUCAAUUCUCAAAAACAAUUUGGAGAAGGAUAUAUUUCAUAUUAAAGGGGAUAGACUGGUUCAUGUUUUGCAGCUUGCAAAUAUAAGUAAAGAAGAUCCCAAGAAUUAUCUAUGCAUAUCUGUGUCUGCAAGAAAUGAUGUCUGCCUGACUUGGCUAGCUGUGACAGAAAGGAAAAUGGCUUUAAAAUAUGAAUCAAGGGGCACGUGGCUUUUGAAGGAUUUAACAUUAAUUGAUGGCGUUGAUCAAUCACAGGAUAAUGCUUUCUUCCUCCUACAUUUUAAUGCUGAAAUCUUCACUUUGGAAGCCUAUAGUACAGCAUCUAAGUAUGCCUUCCUCCGGUGUCUACGUGAGAUGAGUACACAGUAUCUUCAACGAGAACUUCAGUGGAUACAUUUUGAUAACGAUUUUGUUGGAAAAACAUCUAUAUUUGUCCCCGAUGAUACAGUGCUAUAUGUGACACUGUGCAUUAAGGCUUUUAGCUGUGCCUGUCUCUGCAGCUGUAUUUGAAAGACUAUUCAGAUAUUUCAUCUCAUAAGACUGUACAAGAUCGCCACCAUUUAAAAAAUUAAUGCAUAAUUUGUGAGACUCUGGAAUAGUACAACUGAUUUUGUAGCAAGUGCACAAAAAAUUAACUUACCAUAUAUACUCAAGUGUAAACCGACUUUUUCAGGACAUGAAAAAGCCCCCCUUGGCUCCCAGUAAUGUAUCAGUGUUCAGUGUUCGAGGAGGAGGCAGCGGCUUUGUUACAAUGAAUGGCCACCGACUGCAGCAUGACAAAGCAGGAGAUCAAAAGUAGAUGAGUGAGGGCGCAGUGAGGCUGCAGAUGGAUACAGUGAGGCACACUGAGGCUGCAAAUGGGCACAGUGAGGCUGCAG